Molecule: messenger RNA, 3012 nt
Organism: Scleropages formosus (Asian bonytongue)
Lineage: Eukaryota; Metazoa; Chordata; Actinopteri; Osteoglossiformes; Osteoglossidae
Product: major histocompatibility complex class I-related gene protein-like
Exons: 8
Coding region: 161-1219 (352 amino acids)
Biological process (GO): immune response
Cellular component (GO): external side of plasma membrane
Source: RefSeq, a predicted model, not a curated record
CUCAUUGAGCGAGAGUCCACGCCCAGCGUGAGAGGAGCCGCAGGGAAAGAACGUCUCGCGCCUCCACUUACAGUCGGGAAGGUGCCAGCAGUAGAGGACUGGGUGUCCAGCUUGAACAACUGCAGAGAGGAGCACUUCAGAUUCGGACUUGGUUUCCACCAUGAGGGUGUGUGCAGUGCUCAUGUUCAUCCUGGGCUCCGUUCACCUGGUUUCUACAGAGCCCAACUGUCUCUCGGCAAUGGCCACCUUUAUAAGCGGACACAGUCCGUUCCCAGAGCUGACAGUGGUAGCGCUGAUCAACGACGUUCCCGUGGAAUAUUAUGACAGCAACAUACAGGAGUUUGUCUCUCGAAGACACUGGAGGGUAAAUGACACCAUAGAAGGAAUUGAUCUGAAAAACUUUGCAGCUGCUAAAUUUUCCACUGCCAUGAGGAUCAUGAUGAAUCAGUUCAAUCACACCACAGGACUUCAUGUCCUACAGUGGUUUGCAUCCGCCCUCCUGCAGGAUGAGAAACUGAUUACAGCUUUUUUUAAAUUGGCUUACGCUGGAAUGGAAAUACUGCGGUACAAUUCCCUCACUAACGAACUGUCUGCACCCCCACAACGGGAUGUUUUAGACGAAUCGCAAAAGGAAACCGUAAAACAGCUUUAUUUAGAUAUCUACCAGCCUAUUUGUCUGAGGACGUACAAAAGAUGCCUGGAGCGGGACAGGGACGUACUGCUGAGGAAAGUCCAGCCCACAGUGAGGGUCAUACGGAAGACAGAGCCGGACAGCGGAAGGACACGGGUGAGCUGCGUGGCCACCGGCUUCUACCCCCGACGCGUCAACGUGACCCUGCUGAGGGACGACCGGCCCGUCCCAGACCGGGAGCUCACGGGAGGACAGGUGCUGCCCAACGGAGACGGGACCUACCAGCUGAGAAGGAGUCUGAGUGUCAGUGAGGAGGAGCUGAGAGAGAGACACCGCUACACCUGUACUGUGUCGCACCUGAGUGUGGACAACAAGCUGGACGUCAACUGGGAAGCAGAAGCUCCUGCAGACACCGUGCUCAUCAGCGCAGUUCUCAUCGCUGUCCUGGGUCUCACUGCACUCAUCAUCAUCAUCAUCACAGCCACUGUCCUCUGGAGGAGGAGGAGACACGCUGGAGCAGCGGCGAACAGCAGCGAAACCUCUGCUGCUAUGAAAUACACUGCAGCGCACAGAAGGAGCCAGCAGUAGAAGACUGGGUCUCCAGCUUGGAGAGGUGUUCACAUGGGUCCUACAGAUGAGAGUCCAACAUGUCAGAUGAAAGGCUCGACUGUGAAUCGCUCUCGGCGUCUUUGACCGUUGACCUCUGACCUCUGAGGGUCCAUCUUCACAACUCAUCCUGCUGGAUCCAUGUGCUGAAGAGGUGGAAGAACUUCAGUGAGAAUGACGUGUUUAUUGUAUCGUGUAUUUUUGCAGCUGAUGCUUUUCUCCAAAGCAACUUACAAUAUUAUGCUUGUGCACUGAGCUACUUACACUGAUUUACCCCUUUUUUACAUUGCAACAGUAAGUGAAACUGAGUCCUCAUCCUUCCGUUGACACUCUAAGCGCUAAACAUUUAUCAGCUCUUUUCUCAUUUAAAAAGCUCAACAUGAUGUUAAAUUCUGCAGAACUUCAGGUGCUAAAAAAUAAAGUUCCGUAAUCCUACGAAACCGUAAAAAUAUUUGUAUGCGUGACAAUGACGACACCGAGCAUUUUAGCGCUGCGCUUUCGUUCGCUGCAAAAAACACUUUUUCUCCGGAUGGAGACGUUCUCGUGGUUUGGCUCACGGCUCCUCACGAUUAAAGUUCCCAAGAAGCCCGUCGAUGCCCCGAUGCAGAGCAGCUGGAGCCUGCACAGCGUUCCUAACACGUGUCUGACAGCGCACCUUCGUCGUCCGACCGCCUUGCACGGGGCUUCAUUUGCGCUCGCAAACAUCUUGGCGUGUUUUAGCGAACGGAAGGACAGCGCCGGACACAGCGGCACGGAGACAGGAGGAGCACGCCGAGAAAGCGCCGAAACGUCCACGUCGAUGGAGCCGGAGCGCAAGGCAGACACGAGAGGUUGCAGAACUCGGCUCUACCCGGUCAGUUCCGAAAAGGUGUCCAGAUGUUUCCUCUCAGCCGCCACCUAGAGCGGAUCGAGUUCAAACGGAGACACUGGAGCGAGCCACACGUUUCCCGGGGAACUCCAGCUCUCCACCACCACAGUGUCGCAAUUCAUUUGCUCACCGCAUACAGCACGGAGGAGCGGUGAGGCUACAUUCCAGAAGCUGGCGGGCAGAAGAACUGGGGCUGCGGUUUCACAAUCGCCAGCUGCGAGGAAAGACGCACCACUUCCUUGUGACUUUAGGAGGAAGGGACUCGUUUUAAAGGGCGACCAGGCAUGGAGCUCGUGCAAGUGUUCGCGUGCACAGGGACACGCGGAGGCGCUUUUCCUCGACGUCUCGCGUUCGGCGUGAAGGAGACCCAGCCGGCGAAGGUCGAGAUGCGCUGCGUGGAUCCCGGAGCUCAUUUUCCCGGGUCGCCCUUCCGUCUGGGCUUCUGCUCCCGCCAAAGGGAGGCCGGAACGCCUUCCUCGUAGUCGCCCUCCCCCCGCGAACUCCGCGUCGGAGUCGUCCCGGUGGCUCUCCUGGACCUCCGUCUGGACGGGACGGACACGCAAAGGGAAAGGGGCAGAGAGAGGGGCGUCACAGAGGCGCGCGAGCGGAGAGGCACCGAGACGCUUACUUUUCCAUACGUUCACGUAGAGGACUCUUCUCCCCCAGAGCAGCCCAGAGCCCGUUUCACAGCACAGGAGUUUCAAGUUUACACUCAUUCUUUUAUUGGACACCUUCCUCUAAGGUGUUCAGCCACUGGCCCUCAGUUGCCCAUUUAUACCCAUUUAUAGAGCAGGGUCCUUUUUUACUUGGUCAAGGAGGGGCGACUGAAACCAUUCAAACCGAGGGCCCUGGACUCCAGUGGCUGCAGCUCCACCCACUACAUGGGCGGCUGAGACUCACUGUGACG